Messenger RNA from Nomia melanderi (Alkali bee), 1114 nucleotides. Its product is annotated as BLOC-1-related complex subunit 8 homolog. Gene Ontology annotation, cellular component: BORC complex. The record is from RefSeq and is a predicted model, not a curated record. Lineage: Eukaryota; Metazoa; Arthropoda; Insecta; Hymenoptera; Halictidae.
GCCAACAGCACACACUUUGCUGCCACGUUUCGAUGAAGGAAAACACCCGUUGUAUGAACGAUCAACUUCCGGUAAUGUGUGUUUAAUAAAAUGGCGGCCAAAACAAAUCGAUCUGUCAAUGAAUAUUUACAUAAAUUCUAUUGAUAGAGGAAGAAAUAUUUAAUAAACAUGCUGACGUUAUAAAGUAAAACUUCAAUAGGAGAACAUAAUUUAUAUCAAUCGUUUUUACUGUUUCGUAAUAUUAUUGAGAAACAUACAUUUCUAAAUAAAUUAGUUGUCGUAUCAAACAACUUUGUAAUUCUGUGUAGUUUUAAUAUUUAUAAUAUUGUAUCAAUCUGUACCAUUGCCAACAUACUUUAAAUAAUGGCUGUGAAAGUGUAUCAAUCAGAUCAAGAAUUAGAAACAAAAGUUAAAAAAGCAACUGAACGAAUAUCCGAGAACAUGCAUAUAGUUGCGAAUGAACCAUCUCUUGCGUUUUAUAGGCUUCAAGAACAUGUAAGAAAAGCAUUGCCACCUAUGGUAGAAAAACGUGUGGAAGUAUUAGCUCUUCAGCAACAGCUUUUAGGUAGAUGUUACGAUGUGGAAUAUGCUGUUAGUGCUAUUAAAACAAUGCAUGGUGCUGGCAAAAGUUUUGAGAAUACCUUAGAGUUUAUCAAGAGUGCAAUAUUCUUUAAGCAACAAUUGAAAUAUGAGGAACAACGUAGACAUAAGAAGGAUAGUAAUAGAGAUUCUGUAUAUAAAAGAUUGUCUGCGCACAUUCCUACCUUAGAUCACUUACCAGAUGAAAUAUCUGAUGUUGUAAGGGAAACUGCAAACAGAGUGGAAUCUAUGAUGAACCAUGCAAGACACUCCAGUGAUACGCAAAAAUCAAAUUGAAAUAAAAGAAACAAAUUGGUAUUUUGAGUUAUUAUAAUAUCAUUUCGAAAUAUAUGGAUACAAAUACUACUAAUAAUGUAUAUUAGAAAUAAUUUAUUUGUGAGAUAACAAGCAUGUGAGGUAAUAUAUGAGAUAUUAGCAAAACAAUGUUGUUACUUUUUGUACUAUAAAUAUUAGUUAUUACAUGCAGAUGAACAUUUUCAUAUUUUUCAAGUAUUUAAUAUAAUUUAUUUUACUA